UAGGCAAGAAAGGAAUUCUCAGGAUUACAGUCCUCGCUCUCUGGAUUUAAAUCAUCCAAAAAUCACCAUGGACUCCUCAAGUGACACCUCCAAAAUCCUGGAGAAGGGUCCCGAAUACCUGAGGAAACAAAUGGAGUUGGAGAGUGAGACGAAAGGAGGCAUGAGUGCAGUGGAGCGGCUCGCGGCGACCAAAACAAAAUAUGUCAAGAGUCAAGAGGUGGACUCUGUGAUCACUGCUGGCUCCUCUUCUGUGAAGAGCUCGGGAUCUUCGAACAGGAGCUCUGGGAAAUUGACCCCACAGAGAAAAUCACCUGAGGUGAGUCCACAAAGCUGCACUCCGUCCCAGGUGCGUCGCUCCAGUUCCAAAAAGCGACCGGACUCUCUUCUGAUUUAUAGGCAGAAGUGUGAGUUAACAAGAGUAUCGGCCAACAAGCGAAGGCACUUCCGAAGAAAGUUACCGCUCAAUAAAACAAAUGCAAAGCCUUCAUUACCUGAAAAGGUAGAUAAGGAAUGUGGCUCUAACAACGACAAGGAAAAUCCCAGUGCCCCCGAGGGUUCUGCCUUGGAAUGUAGCGUUGCUGAUGUUUCACCUCAACCUGAGGAAAAUGAAGGACAGCACAUCAGUAAAAACAGUGACUCUGGGAAAACAUCAUCUUGCCUGACGGUUCCUGAACAUCAGAUAAGACCGGGCAGGGGCAUCGGCCGCUCCCACUCUGACAUCAGCUCCAGGUAUUCCAAGAACUUUGCGGACUUUGACGCUUUCUUCAAGUAUUGCGGUCUGGAUGGGGAAGUCAUUGAAUCACUAGGGAGAGAGAACUUCUCAGCACGGUCAGAUGAAAUCGUGGUUAACCUGCGCAGCGUCAGCGUUUCGACGUCGGAGGAUGGCUUUUCACGGAAUAGCGGCGACAGUGAUGGGCUUCUGGAGGAUGUGUUGCAAAAGAAGAAAGGUCAGGGGACUUCAGUUAUCGAACGGAAUGCACGUGUUAUUAAGUGGCUCUACAGCUGCAAAAACGCUAAGGAAACAGGGAAGAAGCUGAGGGACCUUGACUGACACGUUGACUCCUG
Synchiropus splendidus (mandarinfish) is the source of this 1065-nucleotide messenger RNA. RefSeq names its product family with sequence similarity 110 member C (gene fam110c). The transcript has a single exon. Lineage: Eukaryota; Metazoa; Chordata; Actinopteri; Syngnathiformes; Callionymidae. The record is from RefSeq and is a predicted model, not a curated record. The coding region runs from base 68 to 1051 and encodes 327 amino acids.